Molecule: messenger RNA, 769 nt
Organism: Magallana angulata
Lineage: Eukaryota; Metazoa; Mollusca; Bivalvia; Ostreida; Ostreidae
Exons: 3
Coding region: 68-769 (233 amino acids)
Source: RefSeq, a predicted model, not a curated record
CUUCACUCAAAGUUCAGCCAUUGUGCAUAGUUUUGAAUGUAUCAAAAUCUAGCAAAACGCCAGCGAUAUGUUACAAAAAACGUCCUACGCUGUUUUUCUGAUUAUGUAUAUAAAAUGCGUUGAGACGACCGGGAUCGAAAGUUUUCAUGGUGUGAGAACAGAUGAAAACCCGAAAUUUUCAUGUCACAAAAUUGAUAAUGUAAUAAGUACGGGAAGAUGUCUGGCAAAAUGCGGGAUCUUAAUGGAUAAUAUCAUAAUGGUAAGCCACGACAAGUCUUCGAAAAUAUGCAUGUGUUGCAAUGACAUCACAGGAAGUGACAUCAUCGGUUCGAAUUGGAAGACAUUCGUCCCACUACCCUGUGCUGACGGUUAUGCGACUUACAGUUUGAUGCAAUACCAAAUAUGUAUGAAGUAUUUCCCAGUGCCUGCCUCGUAUUCAACAGCCCAGGCCAACUGCCAGGCUGAAGGUGGCGAUCUCAUAAAGAUUGAUUCCCAGGAAAAGUAUGACAUAUUCAAGGAUUAUCAUGUGUCAAUCGCUAACAAUGCAAUACUACAAGUAUGGGUUCAAGGGGAAAAGGUUGGAGGUCAGUGGCAGUUUGAUGACGAAACUCCAAUACCUAACUUCUGCCCCAUCAGUAUGACAAAUGGACCGGACGAAAUACGUCUCCGGGCACGGGGUACUACAUCGUUCGACUGUUUAGACGAUGAUUAUUACAAGGAACAUCAUUAUUCGUGCCAAUAUCAUCGUCUGUUAGCCAUCAACAACUAA